Mus musculus (house mouse) is the source of this 3768-nucleotide messenger RNA. RefSeq names its product solute carrier family 25 (mitochondrial thiamine pyrophosphate carrier), member 19 (gene Slc25a19). Gene Ontology annotation, cellular component: mitochondrion; mitochondrial membrane. The transcript has 8 exons. Lineage: Eukaryota; Metazoa; Chordata; Mammalia; Rodentia; Muridae. Gene Ontology annotation, molecular function: thiamine pyrophosphate transmembrane transporter activity. Bases 2060 to 2524 code for a protein of 154 amino acids. Gene Ontology annotation, biological process: thiamine pyrophosphate transmembrane transport; transmembrane transport; thiamine-containing compound metabolic process. The record is from RefSeq and is a predicted model, not a curated record.
GGUGGGGCUUGGAAGCGGAAGACUACAGUACCUAGCGGUAUCUGGACAGUGACAUUGGGAUGGGACCUUCGACGUACAACGAUUCGUCCAGCGGCGGCCAAAAGCUGCACGGUGAUUGGCCUAGCAGCCUGUCAGUUACUGGCAAGUGCUGUUAAGUUUUGCUGUUGGGCUACACUGAGAGGGAGGGAGAACUGAGCUUGAGGAGCCCGGACGGGCCUGAAGUGUCAGCUUGAUACUCAUGGACGUUGGACGGACCAGAGGCAGGGAUGGUUGGCUAUGACGCCAAAGCAGAUGUCAGGAGUAACUCCAAGUUGGAGGUGGCGGUGGCGGGAUCAGUGUCAGGAUUUGUCACCCGUGCCCUGAUCAGCCCUUUGGACGUCAUCAAGAUCCGUUUCCAGCUCCAGAUUGAACGCCUGUGUCCAAGUGACCCCAAUGCCAAAUACCACGGAAUCUUCCAGGCAGCCAAGCAGAUCCUGCAAGAGGAAGGCCCAAGAGCAUUCUGGAAAGGACACGUUCCAGCCCAGAUUCUGUCCAUAGGCUACGGAGCUGUCCAAAAGAGACGGCUGUGACUGAGGAUGUCAUUCACAGGAAGAUGACAGACAGGCAGCCGGUGUGAUGGGGGAGCGUGGAGCACCACUUUAGCUUGCUUGUGAGGCCCACAAAGCAAACAUUUCAUGAGAGAAGGGGCAGGAUGCUCAUCAUGGAGCCAGGGUCAGGGUGGUGUCCAUGCCACUCUCCCACCUGUUGAAGUCUACAGCUUACCAGGUUGUCACGUCUGUGUUGUCCCAGGUUCUUGUCUGAUACACAAUUAGACAUCGCACCCUGUGAAAGCAAGGUCCCGGGAAGCGUGGCUGACAGGAGGUGGGCGUUAGGGGAGGCUGUGCCCUGUCAACAGAGAUGAGUGAUUCUCCGUGGUGUAGAGUCCCCUGCCACAAAUCACAUAGCUUUUCUUAGGUUGCAGUGGAUUAAUGGAGUUUCCUGCAUCUUCUAAACCUAGUAUGAUGGCACACACCUGUAAUCCCACACUUGGGGAUUGAGGCAGAAGGAGCAACAUAAAUCCAAGGCUGUACUGGUCUAUGGAGCAGGUUCCGGCCAGCCAGGCUCUUCAGUGAGGCCCUCACUCAGAAAGUGAUAGUAAAACAGUUCUGUGUAUUUGUUCUCUCUUCUUCUUUCUUCUGCUUUCUCUCUCUUUCUCUCUGUGGUGAUAGUGUUUGUAUGUUCACAUGUGUGUGCAUCUGUCUUUGUGUGUAGGGUAUGUAUGUAGACCAGAGAUAUGUCCUCCUCACUCUCCCAUGCAUUUUUUUUUUUUUAAUUUGGCUUUUCAGGACAGGGUUUCUCUGUGUAGCCCUGGCUGUCUUGGAACUCACUCUGUAGACCAGGCUGGCCUCGAACUCACAGAGAUCCACCUACCUCUACUCCCCCCCCCCCCCGGCCCCCGUCCCCUGUCUCCCCAGUACUGGGAUUAAAGGUGUGUACCACCACCACCUGACUGUCUACUGUAUUGUUUGUUUUAGGGUUUUUUAAGACAGGGUUUCUCCAUAUAACAGAGCCCUGGCUGGUCCUUGAUUCAAUUUAUAGACCAGACUGGCCUAAAACUGACAAGAAAUUCACCUGCCUCUGCCUCCCGAGUGCUGGGAUUAAUGUUGUGCACCGCCGUGCCUGGGUCUCUGCUGUAUUUUUUUGAAUCAGGGCUUCUCCCUAAACCGGGAGCUCACUGACUUGGUGAGACUGGCUGACCAGCAAGCCAUAUGGAUCCUUGUGUCUCUGUCUCCGCCACCACUGACUCUGGAAUCACAGGCAUGCACCGCGGCACCCUGCUUCAUGUGUGGGUGCUGGAGCUCAGAUACUUUACCGAUUUUUGGCCUUUGAAGAGUUGACUGAGCUGCUCUACCAAGCCAACUUGUACCAAACGCACCAGUUCUCAGCGCACUUUGUGUGCGGCGGCCUGUCUGCUGGCACUGCCACCCUCACCGUACACCCUGUGGACGUCCUGCGUACCCGCCUUGCCGCUCAGGGCGAGCCCAAGAUCUAUAACAAUCUGCGAGAGGCCAUACGGACCAUGUAUAAGACCGAGGGCCCCUUCGUCUUCUACAAAGGCUUGACUCCCACCGUGAUCGCCAUCUUCCCCUACGCGGGCCUGCAGUUCUCCUGCUACCGCUCCUUAAAACGUGCCUAUGACUGGCUCAUACCACCAGACGGAAAGCAAACAGGGAACCUUAAAAACCUGCUUUGUGGCUGUGGUUCGGGAGUUAUCAGCAAGACCUUUACAUAUCCCCUGGACCUCAUCAAGAAGCGCCUGCAGGUGGGCGGGUUCGAACAUGCCCGGUCUGCCUUUGGCCAGGUGCGGAGCUACAGGGGCCUCCUGGACCUCACCCAGCAGGUACUACAGGAAGAAGGCACCCGGGGCUUCUUCAAGGGCCUGUCCCCCAGCCUGAUGAAGGCUGCACUCUCCACUGGCUUCAUGUUCUUCUGGUACGAGCUCUUCUGUAACCUCUUCCACUGCAUAAGGAGGGAAGACAGAUAGUUGUGAGGCAGGAGGGGCCUAAGGAGGGGCCCGACAAGACUUGGCUCUGAGCUCAUACUGAACAAUGGCUGCUGCCUGGUUGGCCUUCCAGGCCAGCUGCCGGGAGCAUGAAGUCAUCCGGAGCUGAAGGCAGAAGGACGCAAGGGCCUUCGCUGAACAGAAGGAAGAGAGAAGGGGGUGCUUGCACUGUAAAAAGAAGGCCUAGGUGGAGGAACCUGGUGCGCAUGCGUCUCACCUCCGACCAGCCCAAUCCAGAAGGAACUGGCCAUCCUUUUUUGCAGUCCUGGCUUUGGGGAGAAUGCUCCUAGUCCUGAUAGGACCACACUGGAGUGCAGACGGGGCCGGGCUCUUUGCACAGUUCUAACCUAUACAACUUGGUCUGCUCCUCCUACCAACUUAUUUAAUAGACAUUAAAGUAAAACACGCAUUCCUUGUGUCACUCCUAUAGCUUAGGAACACAUCCCAUCUGAGGGAGGAUGAUGGGGGAGGGGCCUUUCUGGCUUGCAGCCCUGAGGUAGCCAUGCUUGUCAGCUUAGGGGGAGAACCCUGUCAUGUGGGUAGCUUCUGAACUCCCAGGCCCAAGCCUUUGUGCCUGUGAGGCUCCACAACAGGUCAGGGAGGAAACUGAGACAGAGGCGGUGAAGGGCAGACAGGAGUGGCUCCUCUCCUUCCCCUCCCACUGGAGUGCAGGGGCCAUCACCAGCUCUGCACGCAUGCUGCACACCAUGUCCUCUAAUCCCAGAUGGGCCUCAGGCCCAGGGCAUGGGAUGUCCGACAGCCUGGUGAGGUGUGGUGGGCGCUGUAGGCAGAGCCAGGGAUGCAGAUGAAGAGGGAGCUUCCUGUUCACGAGAAGAAUCACAUGACUGCUGUCUUUCCCAUGCUCGAGCCUAGUGGUGGGGUUGGUCUAAAGAAGGAAGGGAGGAGAGACUUCUUGACUUUGUGGGAUUCCAGCCCCUGCCAUAACUUGGAUUGUAAUGCCUGCUGGGAAUGGCCCUGAUCGUGAAAACUGGGGCUCUGCCCUGCCUGUCAGUUCCACUCUCCCCUCUGUGGUCCACUGUAGCCCUCCCCUAGUGGUUCACUUUUCUGAUCUUGGCUCCUGAUUCUGAAGACCCAGGGUCACUUGGGAGGGCUUCUGAGAUGGGUGGCCCGUUGGCUUCCUGGGCUUGGAGCAGCAGAAGUGUUUUGUGACCCUAUUGCUGGAGAGAUGUGAAUAAAUUUAUAUACCAGAGGAGAAGCUGACUGCA